AUAAUAAAAACAAAUUACAAUUUAUGAAAUAUCAAAUACUUAUAGACUUGCAAUUUAUUAUGGGCACUAUACCUGUAUAAUAUCCUUACAACCUAUCAGGUUUGUUUUCUCAUAUAAAUUGUUAAUCACCCAUCAAGCAUCAUGGAGGCCACUGUAGAACUUGAACCGUUCAUGAAGACCGGUUUCAAAAUUGCUCGUCGCACCAAGGACUCAAAUUCUAUUAAAAGUUUGCUAAAACAUUUUGAAGACUCUAUACAGGAGUUGUACGGUAGCAGUCGGCGGCCCUCAAACGCUGCCAAAAAAUUACCCGUUCCUACUGCUCUGCUAUCAAAAGAUCUGGGUAUUGAACAAAUAGACUUAGAUGACACGUCUAGCAGUUCGAGUUCCUCGUCCAGUCCGAUAGCAGCAACAUCCAAAUCCAUCAUAGAAGUGCGCUCUUCUCCACCACCCACAAUUACAUUGGAGCAGGCCAAAUCUGAUCCUGUCAUAAAUAUUGACUCAGAUUCUGAAUCAGAAAUAGAAAAGGCAGAAGCUUAUUCAUGUUGUACUUGCAAAGAGAGUUAUGUUUUGAUGGGAAACAGUCUGGUAGAAUGUUUGGAAUGUCAUUCCAUGUAUCAUCAGAACUGUCAUAACCCGCCAAUCAUAGACAUAAACCUGAAUGACCCCCGAAUUGUUUGGUACUGUUUCAAUUGUAGACAAAAAGACUCUCAGAAAACUGAAUCACGUUCAUCAGGAAAGGAAAGCAAGAAAAGCUCUUCUAAAAAUUCUUCUAAGGCAGAAGGAUCUAAGUCCAGUAGUAAAAGCUCACAAGCCAAAUCAAGUUCUAGUAAAGCUAAAUCAUCUUCUGCCAACAGUAGUCCUAAACAUUACCCGCCCACUUCGAGUACAAUGAUGUCUGUAAUGGAAAAGAGAGUUCAAAUGAUGAAAAAGAAAGCUGCUAAAAAAUCUGAGAAAAAGAAAUAAAAACAUAACAAUCAAUAUUAUAUUUAAAGAAAAAAAAAGAAUACUGUACAUUAAUUCUUUGAAAGACAUAAUUUUAAUAAAUGACAUAAUUUAUUUAUUUUU
This is a messenger RNA of Acyrthosiphon pisum (pea aphid), 1065 nucleotides long. RefSeq names its product integrator complex subunit 12. The transcript is spliced from 5 exons. NCBI's taxonomy places the organism in Eukaryota, Metazoa, Arthropoda, Insecta, Hemiptera, Aphididae. Bases 142 to 963 code for a protein of 273 amino acids. The record is from RefSeq and is a predicted model, not a curated record.